Messenger RNA from Drosophila serrata, 2053 nucleotides. RefSeq lists its product as uncharacterized. Lineage: Eukaryota; Metazoa; Arthropoda; Insecta; Diptera; Drosophilidae. The record is from RefSeq and is a predicted model, not a curated record.
UCCGUACACUUAUAACCUGUCAUAUGGGAUAAACGAAACAAGCCAGUAACACUAACAGACCAAGACUCGAAUAUUGCUCGGAGAAAAUCAGCUAAAAGUUAUAUUUUCCAGCAUUUUCCUAACCAAUAUCCUGCUGAUUUUCCUGCUCAUUUCCCGGCUCAGUAAGCUCUCGAUUGGCCAAGAUGCCCAUGGUCCUGGGUUGUCGCGCUCGAAAUGCAUUAAAGCUCCAUCCGGAUUGCUAUGAUCGCCUCAAGAGGCCCAUUUACAUGGAGCCACCACCUUCCACGAACACAGUAAAGGACGAACCGUGCGGCAGUCGCCGGGACAAGCCAGUGAAACCGAAGGAACAAAAAAGAACCCUACCGCCGGGAACCAUACCACCAAGACCGCUGCCAGGGCCACAGCCAGGACAAAGGACUGGCGGCAGUAAGGCACCACCUCGGGCUCGUAAUUAUGACGGAGCCAAGGCCACGUUCUUUCACAUCAAGGGCCAGCCGUGGGAGUCCAAGGGCUACGCAGAGCUCUCUAAGAACGACCUGGAUCGGAUGCGAGGAUGGCGGCCACCGACUGUCGAGGAGCGGCGGGCCGAGCAGGAGCGCCAGCUGGAGGAGCAGAGCUUCCAGACAGCCGAGGCCGAACGGAUGCGUACAUAUUUCCACGACAUCGACGAGCAGCGGCGGGAAAAAGAACGCGAGGCCCAGAAAAAAGUCGACGCCGAGGCGGAUGAAGACAUUGACGAAGACCGCAAAGUGGAGGCAAAGAGACUACAGGUGCUCCAUCGGGCCCUGGACGCCAAGUAUGAGUCCGAUGUGCGGGUCAAGGAAGCCACUCGAGCCAUCUCCGAGGCCAAGUGCAGUGCCAUGUGGACGGCCCAGAUUCAGGAGCGGAAGCUUCUCGAUCGCAUCCAAAGCGACCAUGACGAGGAGAUGGCCCGAAAGAAUCUACUGUAUAACAACUCCAAGUGGGGCACCGUCGAGCAGAACGACCAGAAGGAGGAGGAGCGGCGCAAACAGUUCGGCAUGGCAGUGCGGGAGCAGAUCAAGGACCGGGAGCAGCUCCGGUUCAUGGCCGAGGACCGAGUCCGGGCGGAUGCCCGCGAGCUGCGCGCCGCCAUCGAUGAGGUCAAGAAGGCCGAGGCCGCCGAGGUGGACUCCCGUUCCAAGCGAAAGGUUGCCUACCGCGAGGAGCUCAAUACGUACAUGCAGCUACACAAGGACUUUGUUCGCAUGAUGUGCGAGCAGGAUCAGCGGGACGAGAUCCGUGCCUAUGAGUACCGCAAGCUCAAGGAGAAGCAACUCCGCGAACAGAGGGCCGAACGCGAGGCCAUCGAGGCGGAUGCGCAACAGAAGCGGAAUGUCCUCUUCGCAGUGGGCCAAAAGGCCCUCGACGCUAAGGGCAAUCGCGAGGAGAUGCACUACCUCGCCGAGGUCGAGCGGAUGGAGCGCAAGUACAGGGAGAACGAGCGCAAGGCCGCCGAGAAGGAACGCCGUUUGGCCGCCGAUAUCAAGAAGGCCAACUUGGAGCACAUGGAGCACCUUAGCCAGAUGAAGGCCUGUUACUACGUUCAGCGGGAGCGAGAGAUUAAAGAGAUGAUCGAGUACCAGGCCAAGUUAGAGGAGCAGAUGAAGCGCGAGGCCGACGAGCAGGAGCUCAAGAAGCACUGCCUGCGCACGGGCGUCUCCUGCCAGAUUGAGGAGCGGGAGAAGGCCCGUCGCCGGGAGUUGGAGGACGAGCGCCUGGCCAUCGAGCGGGAGAAGGCUGCAGAGGCCCAGCGCCAGAAGGAGAUCGAUACCGUGAUCACCGUGAAGCUGGAUGACCUCCAGAAACGCGGCUGUCUGCCCAGCAUGGCGGUGCGUUCGCUCAAGGGACGUGUGGCCAAUGCCGGUCUCAAAAAGAAGUUUGGCUCUGAAUAUAGUUAGAUUUAAUCAUUAUCCAUGUAGUUAAAUGACACCCACUGGCACACUCCCCAAAUCCCAAACCACAAACCUCGUUUACAAUGGCAUUUGUUGGCUUUUCAGAAUUAAAACCUGCAGCACAGUGAAAGUGUUCGGAA